Molecule: messenger RNA, 1621 nt
Organism: Striga asiatica
Lineage: Eukaryota; Viridiplantae; Streptophyta; Magnoliopsida; Lamiales; Orobanchaceae
Source: the annotation of a GenBank genome assembly
UUUGAGCCCAAAUUAGUUAUAGCUUUCAAGCCCAAACUGGACCCAAACAUACAGUGUGAAUACUCGGCUCAAUAACCAGCAUCUAAGCACAGCCCCAAAUUCACUACCGCAGCCCAAUACACCAACGACGCGCCAGCGCCCACUGUGAGCCGUAGCUUUCGCCUCCGCCACCGUCCUCCGUGCUCUCUCCGCCCGCGAGCCUACCACUCGAGAAUCAUGAAACGCUUGAAGUUUCACAUUAAUGUGCUUUCAUCUGUGACUAAUGGAGCUAAGUCCCUUGCUAUUUUGGUUUAUAGAAGAUAUGUUAAACGUUAUAUUAUGAGGAAGGGGAUGAAAUUCAGUUUUUGAUUCGUCUAUGUGCUGUUUCGUUGUGAAGAUCGAUUCAAUUUUUCGUGUAGGAGAAAGAAAAUACUGCAACAAAAAAUGGCUGCUACGGGUGAAAUGAAUGAUUUGUCAUCAGAAAUGGAGGUGGAUGCUUUUAGACGUCUUUUUCCUUUACGGUUUCACGAGCGUCACCUUGUUGAGUCAAUUAGGCCCGACGGUCGGCCUCUUGAUAGAGCUCGAAACACGACACUCGUGCUAGGAGCUGUAGCAUCUGCUAAUGGAUCAGCACUAGCGAAGAUAGGUUGCACCACCAUGUUAGCUGCCAUUAAAAUGGAAGUCAUGACACCAACUGUGGAGGCACCGAAUGAAGGUUGCAUAGCCAUUGAUUUCCACAUGCCCCCCAUUUGUUCUCCACUCGUUCGCCCUGGCAGGCCGGCAGAAAUAGCUCCCGUAUUAGCUAAACAUUCUGGCAUGAUUGAUCUGAAAGAAUUAUGUUUGGUGAAUGGCAAAGCUGCUUGGAUGGCAUACUUGGACAUAUACUGUUUGGAUGCUGACGGUGCCCUUUUUGAUGCAGCUUUGCUUUCUGCAGUGGCAGCCUUCUCGCAUCUGCAAAUCCCGAUAGUCUCUCUCAACGAUGACGGUCGAGUUGUUCUUGUAUCCGAGGACAGCAAAGGAAGAGCCAAUAAAGAGAAGAGAAAGCUCAAUCUGAAUGCGGUACCAUUUGCACUAACAUGUGUACUUUACAAGGACUACAUUCUGGCGGACCCCACCUCUGAGGAAGAGUCGAUUAUGGAGACAUGUCUGACCGUGGUACUCGACUCAUCUUUUCAGCUCGUUUCGUUUAAUAAACCUGGUGGGCCCGGUCUUGCACAUACAUCAGCAAUCCAGGACUGCAUAUCGUUAACGAGACAACGAGUGAAAGAACUUCAGAAGGUUCUGAAUGAAGCAAUCUCUGAUGUGGAAGUCGACUGAGAAAUUUUGUGCUGACUAACAGAUAUUAGUCGUUUCGUUAGAGCUUUUAAUCGUUUGUUUUUGUUUAUUUGAUUUUCUCGUCUCCUUAAGUUUCUUUAGUACACUACUCGUAGAAAAAAUUGAAGUGCCCCGCCCAUAUAGGUUAGCUUUUUGUUUGUCAAGUUUUGGUUUUCAUUUUGUCUUUUCAGCUUAUGUAUUUGGCUAUUUGCUGGAAAAUGUUGUCAAGUGCCUAGUUGUAAGACUAUGAAUAGCAUUGUGAGUGAUUUUUCUUUCAUCUUGAUUUCAAUUUGUUAUAACGUAUAAAGUAAUAGUUACAAUAAUGAAA